AUGAGAAUUGUGGUUAUUGGCGCUGCUCCGACUGGCCUUGGCGUCGCUUAUCGGCUUCAUGAGCUGCAAAGAAGUAACAAUGAGCACGCUCAGCAUGUGGAACUCAUCAUCCUCGAGCAGGUUCAGUUCAUUCUCUUGCUUCAUCUGUUAAGUAUACAGGUAUCAAAUACGGUUGUAGAUUUGAUUCACAGCUGCACCAAAUGCGCUGCUGCAUUCUGA
This is a messenger RNA of Gongylonema pulchrum, 219 nucleotides long. The record is from the annotation of a GenBank genome assembly. Lineage: Eukaryota; Metazoa; Nematoda; Chromadorea; Rhabditida; Gongylonematidae.